This is a messenger RNA of Drosophila guanche, 869 nucleotides long. RefSeq names its product rab-like protein 3. The transcript is spliced from 2 exons. The coding region runs from base 127 to 852 and encodes 241 amino acids. The record is from RefSeq and is a predicted model, not a curated record. NCBI's taxonomy places the organism in Eukaryota, Metazoa, Arthropoda, Insecta, Diptera, Drosophilidae.
CAAUGGCAAUUAUUGUAAUCGAAGUAGGCUAUUAAAUUCCUGUUUGGCACUACAGCUCCAUAUGCAUAUUCCCGACACGCCACUAUUACAGUUCGUGCUAAAACACAGCCAAAAAUUUUGACUACAAUGACACAUUUCCAGGAAUUUCAGAGGAUUGAAGGGAACGUGCGCACGGUUCGGAUUCUGAUAUUGGGUGACCCAGGUGUUGGAAAAACGAGUUUGACCAACUUGCUGGCCAACAGCGCGAUCACGCCAACACGCUCCUCCCGAACCGUUGCAAACAGCGAAUGGACCGUUCAGGCGCGUCUGCAUAAGUACCCCAUCAUGGAACAACACCUUCCACUCACACCGGAGUGGACGUCGCCCUCCUCAUCGGAGCGGUCAAUACAAUGGAAGCUCCAGAGAGAGCCACCGCACGUUUCGGAAGUGAUUUAUUUCGUGGAAUUCUAUGAUAAGAACUCUUCAAUAAGCAAGAGUCGGGUGGACAAAAACCCCUUAUAUAAGAAUAUUGACGGUAUGGUAUUGGUUUAUAAUAUGGAAGACAUGCAGUCGCAGGACCAUUUGCACGACUGGAUGUACGGCCCACUGCUCGAGAUAAGCCAGCGCCGUCACAGCAAUCACAAACGAUUACUUAACCGUCAGCAUGUGCCCAUCCUUGUCGUGGGCACCAUGCUGGAUAGGCUGCACAAACGUCCGCUACGUCGCUAUGGAACUAUUGCCCACCAAUUGGGGGCCGAGGAGAUGUUACUCAAUUGCCUGGAUCCUCAUUCAUUAGAUGAAAAAACCCGCAAUCACGGCAAAGUGUGCAAUUUCUUGAACAGAGCCGUAGACUUUAAGAUGUUUGUGCCAUAAAAGAUGUAUAUUUAGUA